AUGCUGGAACUGUCAGCAGAAGACCGGGAGUACUGUCAAGAUGUCACCACCCAGUUGCUCGACCGAACUUUGUUUGAAUGUGAGGAACUCGACUUGGACACGGCCGGCUCGAAUUGCCACGCACGCCUCGACAAUAAACGGUGGAAGAAGCUCCAGUCCCACUUAAGCGUGACGUUGUACGCCGAUCGACGCCCGAAUGCCGCGUGGCUCCCCGUUAUGCAUCGAGAAGACUGGGAUCAUCCUAUCUCGGUAGUGUCCAUCGGAGAGAUGAAUUGCUCCGUAGAUGACGUACUGCUCGCAUUGGUCACACCGGACGUUGCGACUCAGCGAAUGAGGAGCGUGCUGAGAGGUCGACGCCCCGAGGUGAAUUGUCGACAUGAAUCGAUAGUGAGGCCAUCGCAGACUGCUCCGUUUCAGAACAUGGCAGUAUCUCGCUCUGUAAACUCGCAGCAUUGGCCGUUCACGAUGUUUGUCGGACCCCGCGAAAUGGUUCUUGCGUGUGCCACAGGGGAAAUUACAUCCUCAAACGGGAACCGCUGUGGCUACGAAAUGGUGCAAUCGGUUGCGUUGCGAGACACAUACGCUCAAUCCUCCUCGCUGCCGCGAACGCAGAUGAUCCAAGCUCGAGUCUUUUGGGAGAAAUCCGACAGGUCGGUGAUAAUGUACAACAAGUUUGUCUAUGAUGCGAAAACCCGCCUCCCAGAUGCCGUCAAGCAGGGAGCUGUGUGUCGAGCGGCCAUGGACUUCUGGAAAUUCAUUCCACGCGCCAUUGAUCUGAAAAAAUUACGUUGGUGUAUGAAGAAUCGAAAGUCUUUGGCCCCGGACUUGCAGCGCUCCACUCUGUUGCUUGGCUGUGCUGGAUGUGGCGUUAUUACUCAAAAAUCCCAAAGUGCAAAUACUGGAGAACCAGAACAGCGUACACCAGGGAAACAGUGUGAGCUCUGUAAUAUGUGGCUGUGUGGGGCGUCAUACUGCCGGUCAGCUUGCCAGCUAAAGAUGGUUUGCAGCAGCGAAACGAAAAUGUACGAGCAAACGUUAAUGGUUUGUCCUCGUUGCAUUUCCUUCGUGCGAGGCCAAAGUGCAGAAAAUGUGGCUAGGUCCGAGCUGUCGGAGCUGCAGUCGUCACGUCAUUGUGGAGCAAUUACGUUGGCGAACUGGGAACAAGACUUGCUUUCCUCAUCUCCAGAGCCAUGUGUGCUGACUGACGACAAAUAA
Phytophthora infestans T30-4 is the source of this 1215-nucleotide messenger RNA. RefSeq lists its product as uncharacterized. The transcript has a single exon. The coding region runs from base 1 to 1215 and encodes 404 amino acids. The record is from RefSeq and is a predicted model, not a curated record. Lineage: Eukaryota; Oomycota; Peronosporomycetes; Peronosporales; Peronosporaceae.